Molecule: messenger RNA, 1703 nt
Organism: Cyprinus carpio (common carp)
Lineage: Eukaryota; Metazoa; Chordata; Actinopteri; Cypriniformes; Cyprinidae
Product: protein FAM177A-like
Source: RefSeq, a predicted model, not a curated record
GUGACGUCACUUCCUGCUUGGCGCUGCUAGGAGGAAGAGCUCGAAGAAAGCAACAGAAGGUGAGAAGAAGACAUGGCUGAGCUGUCACUGUACCUCACAAAUGUAAACGUGUCUCUGGGACAAGGUAUGGACACAGAGAAGAGUUCUACAGUGGAGAAGGAGUAUGAAAAUGUUGAACUUGGAGAUCUGGGUAAAAAGAAGCCGAAGAUUCCUCGCAGAACAAUCUACUUUGCAUCUGGUGAAACCAUGGAAGAGUACAGUACCGAUGAAGAGGAGGAAGAAGAACCAGAGAAAGCGAAGACUUUAAGUAAAGGGGAUCCAUCAAAGUUGACCUGGGGUCCAUACGUCUGGUUCCAAAUGUGGAGAGUGGCUACCUCUACCAUCUCAGUUUGUGACUAUCUUGGAGAGAAAAUGGCAUCGCUGCUGGGAAUCACGACACCAAAAUAUCAGUAUGCCAUUGAUGAGUACUACAGGAUGAAGAAAGAGGAGGAGGAAGAAGAGGAGGAGAACCGUCUCUCUGAGGAGGCAGAACGGCGUUUUGAGGAGCAGCACAAUCAGGAAGGCCAGCAGCCAAAGACCGAGCAACCAGAAGGAACUGCUUCUUUUGUGAACGUGACCUUUGAACUGGAGCAGGAAUCACAUGCUAUACCUGAUGCAAAUAAAGUGCCUGCGCCCAUUCCCUCCUAAAAUACUGUUCAGCUGAUUGAGCCGAUUUGAUGGUUUUUACCAUAUUAAACUUAGGCAUGAGGUGUGUUAGGUUCCUUUUUUAGAGGGGAAAGUUUAUCUUACGUGAAGUUGAACAUGAAGGUAACAUGUAUGUAACAUAUAAUAAUCAUUUUACACAGCCAUACAUAAAACUAUGGAAGCUUAUUUCUGACACGGAAUAAAAAUAUUUUAAAAGGUAAUUGCAGGAUUACCUUUUUCAGGAUUCUGAGUUUAUGUCUCACAAUUUCACCUUUUUUAGAAUUCUAGGUUUACAUCUUGCAAUGCUGUUUUUGAUACAGUUUUUAGACACUUAAUCUGAAUUUUAAGAAGAAGAAAAAAAGUCACAAUUGAAAGAUAUGAACUCGUGCUUUUGAAAAAAAAAAAAAGUCCUGAACUGUGAGAUAUAAACGCACAAGUGCAAGAAAUAAAAAUAAGAUUUGUUAGAUUAAAAAGUCACAAUAAGCUUUUAUUUAUUUUUAUUCUGUGGUGGAAAAAAUUUUCCAUAUAAAACCUCUCUUAGUCACUACAAUGAUUCAUUUUACAUUUUAAUAAUUAUAAACAUCUAAAAAGCCUAAGUGAAACACUAUAACAACUGCAUGGACUACCAAUCUCUUACAAUGCUGUAGAAUGUGAGUACUUACAAUAUUAGACAUUUCUAUGUUACUGAUAAUGCUAGGAGUUGUCUAGUAAAUUGUCAGAUGGGAAAAUUCCCUCUUUCAUAAAUCAGAGCUGAAACAUUUAAAAAAGUUAUUUUUCUAACCAAAUAUACUUUUUAUGCGAACAUUUUAUUUUUAAUGUGUAUGUAAAUGUGAAUUUGAGUUCAAUUUGUCUACCCCUCUGACACAAAAAAGCAUUUCAUUUUGAAGAGCGUAUAAUUUAUUUGUGUACAAUAAUUUUGUAUAAUGUAGGUGAAAACACACAUACCGUUCUAUAACGUAGGUGAAAAAAUACAGCUUGUUUUGUACAUAGUAUUACUUAAUAAACAAUUCAACAUAGAA